Messenger RNA from Thalassophryne amazonica, 2035 nucleotides. Its product is annotated as cold-inducible RNA-binding protein A-like. The transcript is spliced from 7 exons. Lineage: Eukaryota; Metazoa; Chordata; Actinopteri; Batrachoidiformes; Batrachoididae. The record is from RefSeq and is a predicted model, not a curated record. The coding region runs from base 108 to 620 and encodes 170 amino acids. Gene Ontology annotation, biological process: positive regulation of mRNA splicing, via spliceosome. Gene Ontology annotation, molecular function: RNA binding. Gene Ontology annotation, cellular component: spliceosomal complex.
ACGAAGAAAAAGGAAGAAGAAAAAGCGCGGACUUCCAUUUCAUCAUCCGACUCGACCAGAAGCUCUUUGGUUAUCCAUACCUCCUCUUUGAAAAGGCUACACUAAAGAUGUCUGAUGAGGGUAAACUGUUUGUUGGCGGCCUGAGCUUCGAAACAAAUGAGGAUUCUCUGUCUGCGGCCUUCUCCAAAUAUGGAGAUAUUGAAAAGGUGGAUGUUAUCAGAGACCGAGAGAACGGAAAGUCUCGAGGCUUUGGGUUUGUGAAAUACGAGAAUGUUGAAGAUGCGAAAGAUGCAAUGGCAGCAAUGGAUGGAAAGUCACUGGAUGGACGAACUAUCCGUGUGGAUUAUGCAGGAAGGGGCGGUGGACGUCGGGGUGGUGGCGGCGGUGGCGGUGGCAGCUUUGGGGGUCGUGGCUCAAGAUUUGGCCAGAGUCGCGGGAGAGGUGGCUAUAGAGAGGGCGGAUAUGGUGGAUAUAGUGACCGGGGUUAUCAAAGCAGGGACUACUCUGGUGGAUAUAGGAGUGGUGGUGGCGGGGGCUACAGAGACAACAGGAAUCAAGGAGGGUAUGACCGCAGUGGUGGAUCGUACCGCGAUUCAUAUGACUAUGCUACACACGAGUAAACAUCUCCCUGAUUCAAGACCAUCACUUGGCUGGCUGUAUUUCAAAGAUGCACUCGAAGAAAAAAAUGUCCACGUGUUUGCUGACCUUAGUUCUGUUGUAGCUCAAACAUCCAGAAAUCCAUCCUUUUCCUUGCUUGAUUUGACUUUUUUUGUUUGUUUGUUUUUUGUAAGGAAUUUUAGUGCUCCAGUUUGUGGCUUUUAAACUUCAACACAUGGCUAUGUUGCUCAGCAUCUACAAAUUGGGACUGUUUACCACAUCAUUGUCUCCUCUGCUAUUCACAUUUUUCUUCCUUUAAUUGAAUUAUACCCCCUACUCCCCUCAAGUCAUCACUGAAGUGAGGGAGAAGCAGUUUAGUUUUGUAAGCUAAAGACUCAAGGGGGUUUAUGCUACAUUCUUCUGUACUUUGACAAAAAAAAAAAAAAAAAAAUAGUUCAACCAAGGCUCCUCUCUGUUCAAUUUCCCAAAGAGUGAAUCCCUUUCAGACUGGUGAACUACACAUCCGAAGUGGCCGGCUGUUCAUGAAGUUGCAAAUUGCAGCAUGCUACAGUCUGCCCAAGGUAUCUUAUGUGAUCUGCUCAGAUUUUGAUUUUUGAAAUGUUCUGUAAAAUGGACUCCUCUUGUUUCAGUGAUCUAAAAGUGUAACUUGUCUCGUUUGGGGGAGAAAUUUUUUUUUCUUGUACUUUGUGUUCUUUGUGUGAUCGAUUCUUUUAUUUUAUUUUUAUUUUUUUUAUUUUUUUCUUGGCUUCAUGGAGCCUAUUAAACAAACUGUGGAAAAUAACCUUGAUUCUUUUGCCUUUUACAACUACUGCAUGGGGGAGUUGAGCUGACAGCUGUGAAAGUAACUAAAUAUUACUGUAAUGACUGGGAACACCGUUGUACUACAAUUGGACAGAUUCUAUGCAGGGCUAAUAAUUUGGAAGUAAACUCAAGUUCCAUUUUAGUCAGCUUUGAUCCAAUUGGUUCUAAAUAAAAACUCAUUGGUGUGCCUGUACUUCUAAAUUGCUUUUUUGUUUUUAUAUAACCCUUGGCCCAGUGAACCUGUACUUGUCUCAUUGAAUUUGGCUAACUGGAUUUCACAGACAACAUUUGUCAUGCUCAAUACUGAUGUCAAGCCUCCAGUGAGGUUUGAAUUUAAAUCCUGAAGUGGUACUUGGAAAUGCUGGAAAAUCAUUAGCUGGUGUCUGGUCAUGUUAAUGCUUCAUUGCGUUCAAGAGAUCAGCUACUUCAAAAACCUACAAGUCCUUGGAGAGUGAAGUAUUGCGCCUACCAACAAGUGCUCUUCAGAGAUGAAAGCUGCUCUCUUGCCUAGGUCAUAUGUGGAGAAAGUAGGCAAUGCACGUGAGGUAAAAAUCUUUUGCUUUGCUCACAUCCUUCAGACUCAGUUGUAGUUGUCAAUGUUUCCUUGAAUACCAAA